UCUGUAAUGAAGUGGAUUUGUAAGCAGAGUUACAGUAAAGAAUUUGCAGUUAAUCUGAAAUAAUAAUUAAAAUCACAUUUAUGGGCUUUCACUUUGAAACAUUGACUUUCGUUUUUAUUUGCUGAGCGUAGUUACGCUUGUAUUCUGCUGCUGACAUGUCUAACAGUAACAGAUAUGUUGUGUUUUGUCUUUUACUGGCUGGAGUUUGCUUCAUUUCAUGGAAACGAUCGUUAAUAGGUGUUAAAGAUGCUGUGAUGCUGACUGGACGUGGGCUCAUACUGUUGGCCGUCUGCACAUUGAUGAUCUACAUGAUCCAGAGACUGAAGUCUUUCUUCUCUCCAGUGUGUCAAGAACCUUCAGCCAGUCCAUUACAUGAAUCUAGCCGACUGAAACAAGAACAAGCUAGAGUAAAUCAACAAAAUAAACACAAUGAAAAGACAUCUGAUUACGUGGAGGCCGUGAUAAAGCCGAGGCAGAAUUUAUUUCUUCAGCAGAAAAUGGAGCGUUACCAUCGCAUGACGGGAGAGACGUGGAAACUCGGUCAGGGUUUUACUGUCGGGGAGGAUGAGAGUGAAACGCAUGAUGAUGUCGAUGUAAAUGAGACCCCUUAUCAGAGAGCCAAAAGGAGGCGGAGAUUGCAGACCGCUGCUCAAGUCCCUGUUCAAAAGGACGUCCCUAAAGAGAAGACGGUGAUUGUUUUACCUGAUGAGCCACAGCCGGACGCUGAGGGGGUUGUCAAAAUAGCCGUCAGAUGUCCAAGCGGAAGAACCAUCCACAGGAGAUUCCUCAAAACCUGGAGCUCUUUGCUUCUUCUUGACUGGAUAAAGAAGUCUGGAUAUCCUCCUGCACUCUACACGCUGUGUACAUCAUACCCCAGAACACCUCUUCUGACGGCUGCUGAUGUGAGUCUGGAGGAUGCUGGUAUCCUCAUGCACACUGUACUGAAUGUUGAAGAGAAAGAUCCAUCCACGACAUAGACACAUACAUUUCUGAUAGACUUCUGUUAGACAGAAUGCAGCUAGUUGUGCUUUGUUAUUUUUCAAAUAUUUUAUAUUUAUGUUGUUUUUCUGUACUUAAUAUAUCAUGCAGAUAGACUCAUUUUCCAACAAAUACUUGGAUUAGGAUGCGUUGUCUCAUUUCAGUACAAAACUCUUCCGUAGUUACGGUUUCAUUUAAUAUGGAUGCAUUCCAAUUGUAAUUUGGAAAAGAUCCUGUAUACUUAGUGAACAACUUUAAAUUUGUAUAAAUAAAUAUUUUAUGGUUAAAAUACAGUAACUUGAAUGGAAAGCAAUGUUACAUAAUAUAUACAUAGUUUAAAUUAAAUUAUAAAGUAUAUAUUGUAUUAUGGCUAAUAUACUGUAGUUGUAAGGUAAUAAAGACUCCAUAUAAAGCCC
Triplophysa dalaica is the source of this 1394-nucleotide messenger RNA. RefSeq names its product UBX domain protein 8 (gene ubxn8). Gene Ontology annotation, molecular function: ubiquitin binding. NCBI's taxonomy places the organism in Eukaryota, Metazoa, Chordata, Actinopteri, Cypriniformes, Nemacheilidae. The transcript has 8 exons. Bases 156 to 977 code for a protein of 273 amino acids. Gene Ontology annotation, cellular component: endoplasmic reticulum; nucleus. The record is from RefSeq and is a predicted model, not a curated record.